Messenger RNA from Exserohilum turcica Et28A, 2951 nucleotides. RefSeq lists its product as uncharacterized. Bases 1 to 2670 code for a protein of 889 amino acids. Gene Ontology annotation, molecular function: phosphatase activity. The record is from RefSeq and is a predicted model, not a curated record. Lineage: Eukaryota; Fungi; Ascomycota; Dothideomycetes; Pleosporales; Pleosporaceae. The transcript has 3 exons. Gene Ontology annotation, biological process: dephosphorylation.
AUGGAGCGGAUACGCGUCAGCAAGGUAGAAAAUGUAUACCUUCUCCGCAGAGGUACGCGGUUCGAUGGCACGCUGCACCUCAUGCCGCAUCACCUCGUCUUCAGCUAUCUUCCCAGCCUUCCCGCAGACGCCCCGCCAGACGCGAAGCCGCCGCGGCUAAAAGAAGUCUGGAUCACGUACCCCAUGAUAAAUUACUGCUCUCUCAGACCGUGCCCCCCCGUCCUUCGCCAGGAACCCUCGAUCCGAAUCCGAUGCCGAGACUUCACCUUUUUCGCCUUCUUCUUUCCCGACGAGAAGAAGGCACGUGACGUGUACGAGAGCAUCCGAGCCUUGUCUUGUAAGAUUGGGAGACUGGACAAGCUCCUGGCUUUCAGCUACCAGCCAAAGCCUCCAGAGGACAAGCAAGACGGCUGGAGCAUUUACGAUGCGCGCCGCGAGUGGAAGCGCUUGGGAAUCAGCCCCAAGGAUACAGAAAAGGGUUGGCGCAUAUCCGAGGUCAACAAGGAAUACAAGUAUUCUGCAACGUAUCCCGCUCUGCUCGUCGUACCUACCAAUGUCUCUGACAGCGUUCUCCGAUACGCGGGCGAAUACCGCUCCCGACAGCGCAUACCCGCCCUCGUCUAUCGUCACCCCAUCAACAACUGUUCUAUAACGCGAAGUUCACAGCCAACGCCUGGGCUCCGCGGAAACCGGAAUCCCCAGGACGAGCGACUCGUUGCGGCUAUCUGGGCAACUAAUCGUGGGUGGAAGCCUACAACCACCCCUUCAGGCUCUGUCGAGUUUACUCCAGACUCGAGCGUUGUGAACCUUAAUGAAUCCAGUGCUAACAGUUCUUUUGUCGGUGCAGAAGGGGCAGCGAAUAGCGCGAGAACGACCGUGGAUGACCUGACGGCAUCCUCGGAGUCUGAUGCCGAUCUACCCAAAGUGUACGGGGCUCAACAGCGAAACCUGAUCGUUGACGCCAGGCCGACAGUGAAUGCGUAUGCGAUGCAGGCUGUCGGGCUUGGCUCAGAAAAGAUGGACUACUAUCCUGGUGCGGAGAAGGCCUACCUCGGAAUCGACAAUAUCCAUGUCAUGCGCAAAUCAUUGGACACGGUGAUAGAGGCUUUGAAAGAGUCGGAUUUAGUGUCUUUCCCCCCAAACAGGCAGUUGCUGGCCAAGAGCAACUGGAUCAAGCAUAUAGCCAAUAUUCUGGAUGGUACUGCAUUGAUCGCUCGUACUGUCGGAAUCAUGCAUUCACACGUCCUGAUUCACUGCUCCGAUGGGUGGGACCGUACAAGCCAGCUGAGUGCGCUCAGUCAGAUACUACUGGAUCCAUACUACAGGACAAUGGAAGGUUUUAUGGUUCUCGUAGAGAAGGACUGGCUAUCUUUCGGGCACAUGUUUCGACACCGAUCAGGAUUCUUGAGUCACGAGAAGUGGUUCACCAUUGAAAACGAAAAGAUUGAACGAAAGUACGACGGUCAGGGUGGUGGCAAUGCUUUUGAGAAUGCCAUUCGGGGUGCGCGAGGUCUCUUCAAUCGUCACAACGAGUCCAACGAAUCCCUCAACCAGCUUCCAGAGACCAAUAUUCCAGAGAACGUCACUGAUAUCGUCGAUGCUGGUACAUCGAAGCCGGUGCAGCCCGGCGCGGCAGAAGAGCACCGGGUUACCAAGGUCAACGAGCUAUCGCCUGUCUUCCACCAAUUCCUUGACUGUGUUUACCAGCUACAUUAUCAGCACCCGACCCGAUUCGAGUUCAAUGAACGCUUCCUGAGACGUUUACUGUACCAUCUGUACUCCUGCCAAUACGGUACAUUCCUUUUCGAUAAUGAGAAAGAACGCGUCGAGACGAGGGCCAAGGAGCGAACAAGAAGCGUUUGGGACUAUUUCUUGUGUCGGAAACAGGAGUUUAUGAACCCCAAGUACGAUCCGGAAGUGGAUGAUGCUGUUCGCGGCAAAGAGCGGAUGAUAUUUCCUCGAAAAGGAGAGGCAAGGUGGUGGGCUGAGUGCUUUGGUCGCACUGACGAAGAGAUGAACGUUUUUGGACCCCAGGCACCUCUUAACCUAACUCCUCAAACAAGCAGUGCGGGUAACGGAAAGAGCGGCUAUAACACACCAAUUGUCCAUGAACCUGUUGUCACGGGUGUCGAGACCGCAGAAGGAGCGUUAGGCGCUGGCACGACGGUUCAUCCUCCACCUACGCACGCUGUCGGUGAUCGCUCUCCCAGAGCCUCUAGCCCGGCCAAACCACUUGAUUCUGCAGCUUCGUUUGGGCAGGACCUGAAACAAGGCAUGAUGGCGAGCUUUGAGAGACUGGGCAUCACUGGAAACGCAAGCACGAGUAAAGGAACAAGUCCAACUGGAGGUAGCAACAGACCAAGCGAGGACAUUGCACGAGAAGCAGUCAAACCAAGCUCAGACUUGAAUGCAGAUCUGAGGGCUGGAGAGAAGAUUGAUGAAACUACGGAAGAGGCCAACGUCGUACCUGCUGAGCAGUCGGAGGACAAGAGCGCAACCACUGAUGCAGAAAAGAUUGCGGAGCCGACUGUAGAACAAGAUCCAACCCCAGAUCCCAGUCUUGGCCUUGGAGCAAAUAUUGUCGAGAAGCAAGCCGAGAACCGGAGCCGGAGCCGUAAACCCAGUCAUAAUCCCGGGGCCAAAGAGGAGGUGAAGAUUGAGAUGCAAUGAAGAGUAUGAAGAUUGGCUUUUUGAUGAACGGAAUUAUUAUGAUGAAUGCAUUAGAUGAUACCCCACGGGUUCAUGGUUAGGAAUAAGUAAAGGAAUGUACCAUUGAUAUGCCUAUGCUGUUUGUGUUUCAGUGUUACGGUUCUGGCAGUUGGCUGUUAUGUGCUGAGACUGAGUAAUGGAACCCACACAAUGUGCAGUGGUGGAGACUUUGCUCAUGGUUUAGUGUCUGACUGGCAUAAAGAGACAGUGGUAGUGUGGAUGAGGGUAGAUAAUGUCGGCGU